This is a messenger RNA of Eriocheir sinensis (Chinese mitten crab), 765 nucleotides long. RefSeq names its product histone H1-delta-like. Gene Ontology annotation, biological process: chromosome condensation; nucleosome assembly; negative regulation of DNA recombination. Gene Ontology annotation, cellular component: nucleus; nucleosome. Gene Ontology annotation, molecular function: structural constituent of chromatin; nucleosomal DNA binding; double-stranded DNA binding. NCBI's taxonomy places the organism in Eukaryota, Metazoa, Arthropoda, Malacostraca, Decapoda, Varunidae. The record is from RefSeq and is a predicted model, not a curated record. The coding region runs from base 83 to 631 and encodes 182 amino acids. The transcript has a single exon.
GGCAAAUGGCAUCACUCGCUCUCGAGCAUCCUCGUGCAUCAGACAUACUCUAGCUCUCCAAGGCCCACCCCUCACCGCUACCAUGGCUGACGCUGCCCCUGCUGCACCCGCCAAGAAGGCCACCAAGGCGAAGGCCCCCGCCGCCAAACCCACCCACCCUUCCUACGCUGUGAUGAUCGCCGAUGCCAUCAAGGCCCUGAAGGAGCGCACUGGGUCAUCCCGCCAGGCCAUCCUCAAGUACAUCGUCGCCAACAACAAGGUCGGUGACGAGAAGAGGGCUGGUGUCCGCCUCAAGCUGGCCCUCAAGAAGCAGGUCCAGGCUGGCGCCCUUAAGCAGGUCAAGGGAGCCGGAGCAUCUGGUUCAUUCAAGCUCGCCAAGGACGAGGUCAAGCCCGCAGCCAAGAAGCCCGCCGCUAAGAAGGCUGCCGUGAAGAAGCCCGCUGCCAAGAAGGCCGUGAAGAAGCCCGCUGCCAAGAAGGCCGUGAAGAAGCCCGCUGCCAAGAAAGCCGUUAAGAAGCCCGCCGCGAAGAAGGCCGUGAAGAAGCCCGCGCCGAAGAAGGCCGCCAAGAAGCCCGCUGCCAAGAAGCCCGCGCCGAAGAAGGCGGCGAAGAAACCUGCACCCAAGAAGUAAAUUUCUCACCAAAUGUAAGGCAUCUACCCUGGUGCGAAGAUUUGCUUCUGUAAGAAGUGUAUUUUUAAGUAAAUUUUUAUUGUACCUGACUUCCUAAGAUAUUGUAUAUAAUUAUAUUAUAGAUUUUCUAUGUA